Uloborus diversus is the source of this 3778-nucleotide messenger RNA. Its product is annotated as RING finger protein 145 homolog. The coding region runs from base 179 to 1036 and encodes 285 amino acids. Gene Ontology annotation, molecular function: ubiquitin protein ligase activity. Gene Ontology annotation, cellular component: endomembrane system. Lineage: Eukaryota; Metazoa; Arthropoda; Arachnida; Araneae; Uloboridae. The record is from RefSeq and is a predicted model, not a curated record. The transcript has 2 exons.
GCAAAACACAGCUGUCACUUGUGGAUACUAUUUUGAAGGUAUCACCAUGGAAAUUUUAAAGCAUCUAACCAUCUACUGUGCAGUUAGAAGAGCUUAAAUCGAAUAAUUUUGGGGGGAAAAACAAAAACAUUAACAUUUCGAAAACGAUUUGAACUUACCUGCCUUAUAAAAGUCUACAAUGAACAGGGAGAGAAGAAACAGCGUGGAAACCUACCAGAGGUCGGAAGCCAUGGCAAGCUUGAUUAACCAAAUCAUGUUCUUUAUGCUCUGCGACAGGUGGUUUUGUCCUGAAGAGAAACUGACCGGUCUGUAUGCCUUGCUCUUCUACAAUGUCAUAUGUUACUUAUUAAUGUACACUCAAAGACUUGUAUACCUGCAAGACAUCACACCAAUUGUUUUUGUGUCUGAGCAUUCCAACAUUCGACACCUUGCAAUGACAGCCACCAAAGUGAUGCUGGAAUUCACUAGAGCUGUUACUUUUGUUGUAACAGGCGUUUUUAUGCUUCUCGUAUUCGGUUUAGAACAAGGUUUGGAGCAUUUCAACCCAACAUGGUACUACAUCGGCAUAACAGCAAUAUAUUUCACAAUCACAGAGAGAACUUGUCAAGAAAAAAUUCCCUCUUUGCUGACGUAUUUAAACUGCGACAUGUUUGAAAGUCUGGAAAAUCUUUGGACACCGGUACUUGUUCGCCUGUGUUCGUCUAUUGCUUCUGGCCUCAUGAUUUUGCUGGUAUUCAUAUGUUCUCAUGAAAACUGGAUACUUCUUUCAGCAGCGAGUUUCAUAAAUGUUUACAUGACGAUUAGAGACAUUGACCAACAUUGGCAAGCAUUGAUGAAAGAAAAAUCCAGCAUACACAAAUUCAGAUUUGCUAGUGCACAAGAACUGAGUGAUAAUGACGACGUAUGUGCGAUCUGUCUGCAAGGUAUGUCUAGUGCACGAGUAACGCCUUGCCACCACAUAUUCCAUGGAGAUUGUCUUCGCAGAUGUCUCAGAGAAAGACCGACGUGUCCAAUGUGCAAAUAUGUGCUGGAGUAACCAUUUGGUAUAUUUCUCGGGAUACAGAAAAAAAGAAGAAAUAUUUGUUUUUCAGGAAACUUGUCCCAUUACAAUCUUAAGCUUUCAAAGCGUCAGAAACUGCAAUGUUAAUACUUGAAGUGAAGUAAAUAAUGUUCAGCCAUUAAAUGGGAAAGAAUACAUUCAGUCAUGGUUUUUGACAAAACGUUACACGUAACUAGGCAUUGCCGUGCACAGAAAUUUUGGGGCCUGUCAAACGACUUUUACGGGUCCCCCUCCAUAUUGUUUAACUCUAUAUUUCACCGCUCAUUUUUAAAAUAUUGGGUCCCCUUCAGGCUCGGGCCAACAGAUGUCCCUUAUCCCCCUCCCCCUGUGCACGCUCCUGUAACCAGGCAUCUAUGCGACAUAUAGAAAUUAUUGGACGCUGAUGGACCUUCAAUGUCUAAUGUAUUCUACAUAGUUUCCAAUUUCCUGCAAUAUGAAAUGCAAUUUGAGUAAAUGAUUAGUUCAAAAAACCUUAUUUAUGCGAUUAGAAACAACAUUUCUCUUAGCUUGAAAAGUUCCCCCAGCACUUUAUAAGUUAAAUAUUGUGUACUUGACCUUAAUUAAUUCACGACAAAAGUAUCUUCGCCACCUAUGCAAUGCACUAAUAUAACAUGUACAUUAUUUAUGAACAAAGUUGUUAUUUAUGUACACUACUUAUAAUCUAUCACAUGAAACUAUGGUUUGCAUGAAAUAUAAUUAUGAAGAUAGAAAAAGUUCUACAUGAAGCUAUAUUUUGCAUUUUAGAAGUUUUAACUAACAGUCAGUAGAUUUACAAAUUAGUAGUUUUCUUACUUGUGAAUACUCAUUGCUCAUUUAAUUCCAAUACAAGCAAAUGAAAUAAGCAAUAAACUAAAAUAACUGAGAUAUGUGUUUGGAAAUUCUAAACAUUUUUAUUUCAUUUCAAAGUAUGUCAGCUUUUGAUAAUAAAAAAAAAUUAUCAAUGAGAAUAUAAUUUAUGAUUUUUUUUACUUAAGUAUCAUCUUUUUAUUAAAUGUAUGUUGUGGAUUUUUUGGAUGCUCCAUAGUUAAAGCAAACUAACAUCACUCAUCAAUUCUGCACUAAAUUUGGAAAGUUUUCAAAAGUAAAAUACUUCAAACACUUAAUAAUACUUACUCUAGAUUAUGAAAUUAAGUAAAGUAAAAAUUUUAAUAACUCCCACAAUCAACUAAAAUUUAAUACUCUCUGUGACGUUAUAAAGUUCUUUUUUGUUGUUGUUUUUUUCAAACAUUGAUAGUUCUAAAUAGAGUACAGUGGAGUCUCGAAAGUUUGAGGUUCCGCUUAAUUAGAGGUGCUUACUUUAUAUAUUCAGUUACAUUUUUUAGUCCAAAAAGAAAUAUUUUCAUUAAAAUCUGAAACGAGAAAUCUUUCACGACUGUCUAACUCAUUUAUUACACAAUGUAAAUAAUAAAAAAUGCAUUGAGAGGCUAGUUUUAACAACACUCCUUAAUUGACAUGAAAUAUUCAUCGACUACUAAAUAUGGAUUAAAAGAUGACUUGGAAAUAAUAACUUGAUAAGUAAAAUUUACAUUAAUUAGCUACAAAGAAUGUAGAUAAACGUGCCUUUUGGAACACCCAAUUGGACUAAAAAAAGAAGACUCACAACUUGACGCUGCACGAGUCGAAUAUACGAAAUUUUAAACCUUACAACUAACUGUUUUUGUGUCAUGCAACAGAUAUACAAGCACAUAGAUAUAGAUGUUAUGACAAAACUCAUCAAAAUGGAGUUGGGAACUCUCAAAAUGCACACUUGGUUGCAUACAAAUUUGUACACAUAAAUAGGUACACAGACAAGGGUGCCCAUAUGCAAAACUUUAAGGGGGGCUCAGAUAUUUUCCUCGUGGUUUAGCAGAUUUUCCCCAUAAAAACCGAUUUCAGUACAGAUUAGAGUUAUUAAAAUUCGACAUUUUUUAAUAACUUAUUCAUUAAUUGCUGGAGAGGAAAUGUUUUUGCAUUUUUGCAAAGAAAAAAGUACUAAAAGCAAGGAAGUUCUCAUUUCAAAGGGGGGGCUUGAGCCCCCACUGCCCCCCCCCACUCCCAUAUAGGUGCUCUUGUACACAGACAUCAUUAAAAUUUUUACAAAUUCGUUUAGAGGUAAUUAAAAGCGAAAUUUAUUCUGAAAUUUCAGUGAUAAUAUUUUUCGUGAAGAUUACUUCCUUUUCUUUAGACAAGGAAGUAAAUUAUGCUCCUCCUUAGGUCAUCAAAAAUUCUAAAAUUUUAUCUCGAAGGAUUUUCCAGAUAAUCCGAAUUUUCAGUAAUCCAAGUUGAGGUGAGCCCCAAUUACCUGAGAUUUUUGAGACUCCACCGUAGAAUAUUUUAAAUACUUUUCAGAAAUUGUGUGAUUUUGUAAGAACAAAUGAAGAAAACAAGAUUGGUGUUACCUAAAAAUAAAUAAUGCAGACACUAUAGGAGCAUUCAAGUAAAUCUCAUGAAUUGACUAGUUUAUGUUUUUAUACACUUUUGUAACAAUGAAAUAUGACAAAGAUGACUUUCAUACUGGCCCAGUUGAUCUGGAAUUUUGUAACUCCCGAUAUUGUAUAUGUUUUUAGGGCUCUUGUAUUAGCAAGAUUUGUAACAAUUAUAAAAAAUAUUUGUACUUGCUCGCGAACAAUAUAAAUUUGUACAAAACUUAUAAUCGUUUUACCUUAUUGUUUUAACUUAUGUUUAAAUGUAAAAAAUAAAAAUAGAAAUAAAUUCAAUAAAAUAACGAAGAGUAUUCAA